CUGAAGCGGCGGGGUCUCGAGGUACCAUUACCAGAAGACGUGGUCAAAGCCGCCGCUGCAAAUGAGGAAAAUGGGCAAGAGAUUAUGGGCUGUCUUUUCCAGCAACGUGGACACGAAAUUUUGCUUACGGAGGAAGUGAUCAAAGCCGCCAUAGGGAAUAAGAAGAACGGCCUGAAGAUCAUGAAAUCUCUUUUACAGGAACGUAGAGAUAAAAUGACAAGCUCCUAUGGAAUGAUCAUAGCUGCCGCUGCAGAUGAGGUCAAUGGGCUAGAGGUUGUGAAAUUAAUUUAUCAGGAGCGCAUAGGCCUAUGGGGGAGUACAGACAGAGUGCUUGAAGCCGCCGCAAGGAAUGAGAAGAACGGGCUGGAGAUCAUAAAAAUUCUCCAUCAGGCAGCUUGGAAUCAAUGGGAGAUUACAGAGGGCGUGAUGAAAGCUGCCGCAAGGAAUGAGAAUAAUGGGCUGGGGAUCAUGAAAUUUCUUCGACAGAAACAUCCAAUUGGAUGCCCGGCUACAAAGGGAGUAUUUGAAGCCGCCAGAGAAAACACGACAAGUGGAGUGGACGUAACGGACUUUCUUCUUCAA
Molecule: messenger RNA, 582 nt
Organism: Alternaria alternata
Lineage: Eukaryota; Fungi; Ascomycota; Dothideomycetes; Pleosporales; Pleosporaceae
Exons: 1
Source: RefSeq, a predicted model, not a curated record